Messenger RNA from Hippocampus comes (tiger tail seahorse), 1226 nucleotides. Its product is annotated as protein O-linked-mannose beta-1,2-N-acetylglucosaminyltransferase 1-like. Gene Ontology annotation, biological process: protein O-linked glycosylation via N-acetylgalactosamine. The transcript has 11 exons. The record is from RefSeq and is a predicted model, not a curated record. Bases 136 to 1209 code for a protein of 357 amino acids. Lineage: Eukaryota; Metazoa; Chordata; Actinopteri; Syngnathiformes; Syngnathidae. Gene Ontology annotation, molecular function: beta-1,3-galactosyl-O-glycosyl-glycoprotein beta-1,3-N-acetylglucosaminyltransferase activity. Gene Ontology annotation, cellular component: Golgi membrane.
CGUCGUUCAGUGACGUCACUGAUUCUGCGACAGAACACUACGUAAUUAGCAUGUUGCAAAAAUACAGUAGCUUUUUUUAAACGUAAUUUGAUUGUUCUACUGAAGGCGAGUUACCAAUGACGAGAAUGUGACUAAAUGUCAGUUUUGCCGUGGGACGACGAGAGAAGAUGGUCUGAGAUUUGUAGCGUAAUGGAGACGUGGACUCCUAACCCCCGAGCGAAACCAUUCAUACCCCGCCAGCAAAGAAGCUUGUACCUCACUUAUAAAUACAAAUUGUGCAAUAAGAGGGCUAUUCGUCGGCUCUGUCAGGCUGGCGCUGUACUGUUUCUACUGAUAACUGUCAUAGUCAAUAUUAAACUCAUCUUGGACACGAGAAGAGUUGCUAAUGAAGAAGCAGCAGCCCAAGAAUAUGAGGAUGUGAUGCCCAACAUGGAGACGCCUCGCAGACCGCCAAAUGGGCGCAAGGUUCUUGACAUUGAGGUCUACUCGAGCCGGUCCAAAGUCUAUGUUGCAGUGGAUGGCACUACUGUAUUGGAGGAUGAUAUGCGGGAGCAAGGAAGAGGCAUCCAUGUGAUUGUUCUCAACCAAGCAACUGGUCAUGUGAUGGCCAAAAGAAUUUUUGACACCUACUCACCCCAUGAGGAUGAAGCCAUGAUCCUCUUCCUCAACAUGGUGACCCGAGGUCGAGUUCUUAUCUUCACCAUUAAGGACGAGGGCACGUUCCAUCUCAAGGAUGCUGCCAAAAACUUGCUCAAAAGUCUGGGUAGCCAGGUGUCUCUCAUUCUGAGCUGGAGGGACAUGUGGACUCUUGUGGUGAAGAAAGGAGGACAAUUAUAUGGUGAAAAACAUUCAAAAUCUCCUGCUCUUUCCACCUGGGGUGAUCCGGUUCUUCUUAAAACAGAAGUGCAACUCACUGCCUCUGAAGAGGCAGAGUGCCACUGGGCAGACACAGAGUGGAACAGGCGCAGGAAAGUGUUCUGCAGCAAAGUGGAAGGAUAUGGCAGCAUCUGCAGCUGCAAAGAUCCAGCACCCAUUGAAUUCAACCCAGAACCUCUGCCGAAUAAUAGCGUCUUCAAUGUGCCUGUAGCUGUCAUUGCAGGGAACAGACCUAACUAUCUCUAUCGGAUGCUCAGGUCGCUUCUUUCAGCUCAUGGUGUUAACCCACAGAUGGUCACAGUCUUCAUUGAUGGAUAUUAUGAGGUACUGUAAUCUGACUGUUGUUUCGU